Messenger RNA from Pezoporus occidentalis (night parrot), 5898 nucleotides. RefSeq names its product PHD finger protein 20 (gene PHF20). Gene Ontology annotation, cellular component: NSL complex; MLL1 complex. The transcript has 21 exons. The record is from RefSeq and is a predicted model, not a curated record. Gene Ontology annotation, biological process: regulation of transcription by RNA polymerase II. NCBI's taxonomy places the organism in Eukaryota, Metazoa, Chordata, Aves, Psittaciformes, Psittacidae. The coding region runs from base 312 to 3308 and encodes 998 amino acids.
CCUCCGCUGGCGGCGCCGCAUCGGGGCGGCCAUUUUGUGUCGCUGCGCGGUCGGUGGCGCUGGGCUCGGCGCGCAGCGGGGCCCGGGGCGGGUCGGCUCCGUUCUAACCCUUUUUCCCGUACAGAUCCCUCGGUUUAUUUUGACUCGUGCUUCUUGUAGGAAGAGACUUGUUUCAGGUAGAUUUCUUCUAUGAGUCAGAAGCCCAACUCCGGUUACUGCUGCAGUCGUACAACAGUGUUUGGAAUGCUUGCAGCCAGAUAAGGACCGAGUUUCUUCUUGGGGAAUAAAAUCAGCAGUGUUGAUAUUACAAAAUGACAAAACAUCCUCCGAAUAGAAGAGGGAUCAACUUUGAGGUGGGAGCCCAGUUGGAAGCCCGUGACAGAUUAAAAAACUGGUAUCCAGCUCACAUUGAAGAAAUUGAUUAUGAAGAAGGAAAAGUGCUUAUCCAUUUCAAACGCUGGAACCAUAGAUAUGAUGAAUGGUUUUGUUGGGACAGUCCUUACUUGCGUCCCUUAGAGAAAAUACAGUUAAGAAAAGAAGGAUUACAGGAGGAAGAAGGUUGUGCAGGAUUUCAUAUAAAUGAUCAGGUGUUGGCAUGCUGGUCUGAUUGUCGCUUCUAUCCAGCCAAAGUUACUUCUGUUAACAAAGAUGGUACAUACACUGUGAAGUUUUAUGAUGGUGUAGUCCAGACUGUCAAAAACAUUCAUGUCAAAGCUAUUUCCAAAGAUCAGAAUAUUGUGGGUAAUGCUAAGCCGAAGGAAAGAGGUAAUGAAAUUCCAUCAUCUCCUGAAAAGCAGGAGAAAUUUAAAGAACAGAGGAAAGCAACAGGUAAUGCAAAGAAAGACAAGGAUGAAAAGACAUUAAAGACUGAGAAAAGAGUUAAGCAACCUGAUAAAGAAGGAAAAUUGAUAGGCAUUUCAGAAAAAGGCAAGGUCUCGGAAAAGAAUAUAUCUAAGAAUGGAAAAGAAGAUAAGGAGAAUAUAUCAGAGAAUGAUAUGGAAUAUUCAAUAGAUACACAAAUUGAGAAGAAGCCAGAGAAUGACAGCAUAAAGAGUCCACAAGAAAACGUGAAAGAAACUAAACGAAAACGUGGAAGACCACCAGUAACUCCUCCAACGGAGCAAAGUUCUCAGACGCUGCAGCCCAUCACUUUGGAGUUAAGACGUCGGAAAAUACCUAAAGGAGGUGAAAUUCCACCAAAGCGCCCCAGGAUUGAAAAGAAUUUGUCUCAAGAUAAAUUGAAGAGCUCUUCAGGUAACCCUGAAAAAGACCAGAUCAGGAGACGAUCUUCAAGACUCUCGUCUGGUAUUAGCCAAGAGAUUUUAAAUACAGAUCAUGUCACAACUUCAACAGAAAUUCAGCCUUGGAAAGAUGCAGUAUCUGACCAAAAGGAGCCUGAGAAGGUCCAGUUAGAAAUUCCUGUUGAGUCUGACCAAAGUUUCAGUGAACAAGGAUCUCCUGGAAACACAUCACAUACCACAGCACCCAGCACAGAUGCCAGUUUACAGGAAGAGAAGGCUGGAGACACCGAGUCUUCCUCUGUAACUGUAACUCAAGAACCUUCUCCUGCUCCAGUAACAAAACCUUGUAGGAGAGCAGAUUUUCUUGCAUCAAAAAAACCUGCAACUCUUGAUCAAGAUCACAAGUUUAGAUGCAAGUUCUUGGACUGUUCAAAAUCCUUCCGCAAAGCCAAGUUAUUGCAUUAUCACAUGAAAUACUUUCAUGGAGUGGAGAAGGCUGCAGAAUCACAGCAGAACCCUGUAAAAAGAAAUAUUCAAACCAGAGCUUCUUUGGCUUCUGAAAAAGCUAAUCAAGAAAGGCCAAAAAGAGGACGGAGCACGGCUGGUUCAUUGUCUGUCAAAGAACAUGAGAAGAGCAAAGAAAGGAAAUCCAAAGACUAUGGAAGGUCCAAGUCAAAGAAAAAGAAAAAAAAGAGAAAGAGAACUAAGCCUGACUACUCUGGCAGCGAGGAAAACACGGAUGUUUCACAGGAGCUUUCUCCUGAAAAAUCAGGUGUCACCAAAUCUGUUCCUUCCAAUAAAUCAUCUGCCCAUACAAGCACAGUGCUGCACUGCUCUGGGUCCGGGCAGCACAGAGGAAGAUCAAAAAGAAACGAGGAUGACACCCUGAGUGAGUCAUCUCUGGAGAGCUUGCUGUGGAGCGACGAUGACUGCAGUCAGGACGUUGAUGUCACCACGAAUCCUGAUGAAGAAGUUGAAGAAAGCGAUUCUGAGAUUGUUCGCUGUGUUUGUGAAGUAAAAGAAGAAAAUGACUUCAUGAUUCAGUGUGAAGAGUGUCUGUGCUGGCAGCAUGGAGUCUGUAUGGGUUUACUGGAAGAUAAUAUACCUGAGAAAUAUACCUGCUAUAUUUGCCAAGAUCCUCCAGGUCAGAGGUCCAGCUUAAAGUACUGGUAUGAGAAGGAGUGGUUAAGUAAUGGUCACAUGCAUGGCUUAGCGUUUUUGGAAGAAAACUAUUCCCACCAGAAUGCCAAGAAGAUUGUAGCCACUCACCAGCUUCUUGGCGAUGUACAGAGAGUGAUAGAAGUACUGCAUGGACUGCAGCUGAAGAUGAGCAUAUUACAAAAUAAAGAGCAUCCUGACCUGAAGCUUUGGUGUCAUCCGUGGAAGCACAUCACGGUGGAUGAGAAGAUUCAUACAAAACACAUCAUUCACAUUGAGGAAAACUGCUGCAAAGAGGAGACAGCAAGUUAUAGAACUUGGAAUGGGACAGUUGAGAAACCCUCAACCAUUCCUUCUGUGGAGGAAUCGUACAUUACAAGUGAACACUGUUACCAGAAGCCUCGAGCCUAUUACCCUGCGAUAGAGCAGAGGCUGGUUGUGGAAACAAGAGGUUCAGCCAUGGAUGAUGGAGUAAAUAGAAUACGGGAAAACGGGGACGAUGCCCUGUCAGAGAGGUUUGGCUGGAAUCUGGACCGAGAAAUAUGCAAGAUGGAGAAUGAAUCCAAACACAAUUACUCUAAGGUAAGAGAGUCUGUCUCUAAGAAAGGCUCUCCAGAGGAAGCAAUUGAAAUGAAAUUGCUGGAAAAAGACAAAGAAGGAGUUGUGAACUCGCAGCUGCAGUGGCAGCUGAAUCUUUUAGCUCACGUGGAAUCUCUGCAAGAUGAAGUCAUCCACAGGAUGGAUUUCAUUGAGAAGGAGCUAGAUGUUUUGGAGAGCUGGCUGGAUUACACAGGCGAGCUGGAACCACCAGAACCACUGGCUCGACUCCCUCAGCUCAAACGUUGCAUAAAGCAGCUUAUAACGGACCUAGGCAAAGUGCAACAGAUUGCACUCUGCUGCUCAACAUGAGACUAGAAGAUGUUGGAGACUGUUACUGAGUGCGAAGUUGGAGCAUCUGAUGUGAACAGCUCUGUAUAUUUAAAUGAAAUGAGCAUGCUGGUUGCAUGAGAUGCAGAUUGACUUCAGGGAUUUGUGAAGAAGCGCUGUUCAAAGAACAGCUAAAAGGUUAUUUCGGGUGUAUUUGGCCAUUGUAACGAUACCGAAGAGGUCAUGCUGUUGUCUUCAGAGGUUGGGUGUUGGUAAAUUACACUUAAAUUCUCACUCCUUUACAAGUUGCUCAGUUAAACGGUAGACUUUUUCAUCCUUAAAUUGACUAAAAAUUGUGCCACUGAAGAACAGAGUUCUAAGAGCCAAAAAUGUUUAGUUGACAGAGGUUGUAAAUAACUUUGCAUAGUUUAAGUGACUUGUGUCAUGUUUUAUUCCUUCUGGUUUAUGCAUAAUAGCACACAGUAUUUAAUCAUUAGGAAAUGUUAUAACAGUUUUCAGACUUAGUAGGUAUGAAUGUCCAGCUCUUAACUGUCACGUGUUACAUGGAGGUUUGCAGGUAACAGUGGCCUAACCCCCACUUCUAUUACGUUAAAUAAUGUAGCAGAAGGUCACAGGUGGAUUGCACUCACUUUCAGAAUAAAUGAUUGUUUUCCAUAUUUAUCCUGUCACUAUCACAUGACUUGGUACUGGGGAGACACCCCUUAACGUUGUGUGGAUGUGCAUUCUUGAGCUCUUAACCAUGGCCACGCUGUGCCUCCUGAAGCAGUGACACCCUGGUUGUGGCAGUGGGAAAUGCCGCCCCGGAUAGAUGCGCUCGGCAUCCCAGACUUCGCAAGGUCUGUGGUGGAUGUUGUGUCGUUUUCUAGCCAUGUGUUAAUAAUUGCCAUUCCGGUUCUGUUUUGAAAUGUCGACUUCUUUUCAGUCCUCUGAACGUGUCCAUUGUAAGGACUCUACUCUGAAUGUGUGGUUUUGGGAAUCAGUUUUAUAUUGUGUAAAUAAAGCCUCGAGAUCUAUGCAUGAGGUACUGGCCUCGCAGGCAGUGAGUGGGUUAUUACCUUACACAGUGUAUGUUCACCAAGUCCCUUUUUAUACCUUAAGUUUGAAUUUUCUGGCUUGUGUUCCUUUGUGAGAGCAAGGUGAAAAUGCUGCUUCUGGUCCGGUCGCGUUAUCCCUAUGAAACGGUGGUGUGUUGUAAGUAUUGGAAAUGUCUUUCAGCUGCAGAUCAUAGCUCCAUAAAUACCGGCUGUGACUUUAGUUUCCCUUCCCAAACGUUGCUGAGAAGUUCAGUGUGGAGUGUGGGAAAGCUGUUUCUGCAGAGAGAGGGUGUCCUUAAAGAGCUGGAUUUGUUACCUUGAUCUUGUGUGUGGUGGUACCACCAAAGGGGAAAGCUCAAACACAGUUGUAAUUGAAAGGCCCAUAACUGUAGGAAUUACUAAUUUUGGACAUGAAUCUGUAAUGUUUGUAUACAGCAAAUAAUGUAAGCGUGAAAUAUCCACUAUUAUUGUAGGAGAUAAGGGUAUCUACCCAGUGAAUAUUUUAUUUCCUUUAGAAAUCAAAAUAAUUAGGCUACUCUAGGUAGUAACUGAGGCUUUGGUGCCAAGAUUCAUUUGAGGGGAUAAUUUGUGUCGCGGUUUUAUAGUCCUAGUUGGUCUAUAGUGAAUACAACACAUAUACAGCAGAAAAAUAGUUAUUUUUCUGUAACACAAUUGAAAUAAAGCUUACCUGAUAUUUAAGUAUCACUUUGCUCCCCGAAGAUGAGCCCAGUGCUUACACCUUGUCUCCUUCCUGUGACUGAUACCUGGAUUCGUGUGUACUGUGUAGCUCUAGAACAGGCGGCAGUAACAGGACAACCAGGACAGCAUCAGAAGGAGCACACCAGACACGGUGAAGGUUUUGGGGUGUUUUCAGGUGAGGUGGGCCAGGAGGGUGUUCCCUGGUUGAAAUGAAAGCAAGCACUUCCACCGGGCAUCUCGCAGAGCGUAGCUGUGGUGUUAACACAUCAGCUGUGCUUAGAGGGCACAAAAGCAGUUCAAUCCCUGAGCAGACUUUUCACUCCAGAGCAGAACUUCUCCUUCCCAAGCCAUCGCUUUUUGUGUGUCCAUUGUAGGCUUUUACUUUGCCAGUUUCUUUUUGCUCAGGGCAGGACCUAAGAUUUGGAAGAAGAGGUGGUUCUGAUGGGGGUAUCAGCUGGCAAAUACUGGAGACUUGGUGGGUAGAGCUGGGGGAGCCCUUGUAGCUAAAGACUGAAACUAUUUAUUUAAACUAGAAUAGCUUUCCUCAUGUUCAGGAAAGAUGCUUUAUUGUGCUCUGCCUGGAUUCAUUUUUGUCCCUGUUCUUGCAAGUUUCCACAUUGGUGUUUCUUAGUCUGGACCCACGGUUUGGUCUGGCAGGUCACUUUUUAUUUAAAUCACUGGUAAGUGAAUGCAACGUGGAGCCUUGAUGAAAUGAGCAAACAUUGCACUGUGGAUACAUGAAUAUAUUUGUCUUUGUUUAUGCACUAUUAGAACCGAGGGCGCUGUACAUAGAACUUUGCUUUGGAGCAAUAUUUGCGAAACUUGAAAACUUCUGUAUCUUGGUGUUUGGAAUAAAUAAAUAGGUUUUUGUUGGUUAA